Molecule: messenger RNA, 3231 nt
Organism: Rhizoctonia solani
Lineage: Eukaryota; Fungi; Basidiomycota; Agaricomycetes; Cantharellales; Ceratobasidiaceae
Product: Isoleucyl-tRNA synthetase
Exons: 16
Coding region: 1-3231 (1076 amino acids)
Biological process (GO): isoleucyl-tRNA aminoacylation
Molecular function (GO): aminoacyl-tRNA deacylase activity; tRNA binding; ATP binding
Source: RefSeq, a predicted model, not a curated record
AUGUCGUUUCCUCAGCACGAUAUUGGUGCGCAGUUUAGUUUUCCCAGGGAAGAAGAAAAGGUUAUUCAGUACUGGCGCGAGAUCGAUGCAUUUCGCACCAGUCUCAAGUUGAGCGAAGGGAAGCCGACGUAUUCGUUCUAUGAUGGACCGCCGUUUGCGACUGGUUUACCCCAUUAUGGUCAUUUGCUUGCUGGAACGGUCAAGGACAUUGUGACUCGAUAUGCUCAUGCCAAUGGCUACCAUGUCGAACGCCGGUUCGGAUGGGACACCCACGGACUCCCAGUCGAACAUGAGAUCGACAAAAAGCUAGGUAUCACCGGCAAGGAGGAUGUGAUGAAGAUGGGGAUCGACAAGUACAACGCCGAGUGCCGUGCGAUCGUCAUGCGUUACUCUUCUGAAUGGCGUGCGACGGUAGAGCGGAUGGGACGAUGGAUCGACUUUGACAACGACUACAAGACGUUGAAUAUCCAAUUCAUGGAGAGUGUGUGGUGGGCUUUCAGCGAGUUGUUUAAAAAGGGAAUGGUGUACCGCGGUCUGAGAGUUAUGCCAUAUUCGACGGGAUGUACGACGCCCUUGUCGAACUUUGAGGCUGGAUUGGACUAUAGGGAUGUGAGCGAUCCAGCUGUUACUAUUUCGUUCCCUCUCGUUGAUGACCCAUCUACUUCUCUACUCGCAUGGACAACUACACCGUGGACUUUGCCUAGCAAUCUUGCGCUCUGUGUUCACCCCGAGUUCACAUACAUCAAGAUCCAUGACCCGAAGUUUGGAAGCAACUUCAUCCUUCAUGAGAAUCUCCUGACUACCCUUUACAAAGACCCAAAGAAGGUAGACUUCAAGAAGGUCGGUCAAUUCAAAGGAUCAGAUAUGAAGGGGUGGAGGUAUACACCUCUUUUCGACUACUUCACAGAGCAGUACGAAGACCGAGCCUUCAGGGUAGUCAAUGACACCUAUGUGACGAGCGACAGUGGAACGGGUAUUGUUCACCAGGCUCCAUCUUUUGGUGAAGACGAUCACCGUAUCGCCCUUGCGCACGGAGUCGUUCGUGCUGAUGAACAACCUCCUUGCCCUAUCGACGAUGCGGGUCGCUUCACUAAAGAGGUGCCUGACUUUGCGGGUUUGUACGUCAAGGUGGCAGACAAGGAGAUCCAAAAGGUUCUGAAAGCUAAGGGACGAUUGAUUGUGCAGUCAACUAUCAUCCAUCAGUACCCCUUCUGCUGGAGAUCGCACACCCCACUUCUCUACAAGGCCAUCCCAUCUUGGUUUGUACGCGUACAGUCGGCUGUAGAUCAACUUGUGAAGAAUAAUGCCGAAACCCGAUGGGUGCCACAAACCGUUGGAGAUAACAGGUUUGGUAACUGGAUUGCUAAUGCUCGUGAUUGGAAUAUCUCCCGUAACCGUUACUGGGGCACUCCAAUCCCCCUUUGGGUCAGCGAGGACUUAGAAGAGGUCGUAGCUGUUGGCUCUGUCCAGGAACUGGAAGAGCUAUCUGGAGUCAAGGGAAUUACUGACCUACACCGCGAUAAAAUCGACCACAUCACCAUCCCAUCAAAAACUGGUAAAGGUGUAUUGAAGCGCGUAGAAGAAGUAUUUGACUGCUGGUUCGAAUCGGGAAGUAUGCCUUAUGCUCAGAUUCACUAUCCAUUUGAGAACAAGGAGAAAUUCCAAAACUCAUUCCCGGCCGACUUUGUGUCGGAGGGUAUUGACCAGACUCGUGGAUGGUUCUACACACUUCUUGUCUUAUCCACUCUUUUGUUUGGAAAGGCGCCGUGGAAGAACUUGAUUGUCACUGGAAUGGUGUUGGCUGCCGACGGCAAGAAGAUGAGCAAGAGUCUCAGAAACUUCCCUGAUCCCAGUUUGAUCGUCAAUCAAUAUGGAGCGGAUGCCACUCGAAUGUACCUUGUCAACUCACCUGUCGUACGCGCCGAGAACCUGCGUUUCCGUGAAGAGGGUGUACGAGAGGUUAUCUCGCGGGUGCUCUUGCCAUGGCUCAACUCGUAUCGGUUCUUCCUCGGCCAAGUCGCAUUGUUAAAAAAGGAGACCGGAAUUUCAUUCACGUAUGAAGCUCACAAGGAGCGAUCAAACAACGUGAUGGAUCGUUGGAUCUUGGCUAGAUGCCAGAGUCUUAUUAAACUUGUCAAAGAAGAAAUGGAGGCUUAUCGAUUGUAUACAAUCCUGCCAAGGUUGCUCGACCUGGUUGAUGAACUUACCAACUGGUAUAUUCGAUUCAACCGCAAGCGACUAAAGGGAGAAGAUGGACCUGAAGUCGCCGUGGCUGCAUUGAAUACUUUGUUCGAAACUAUCUUCACACUUUGCCGUACCAUGGCAUCAUAUACCCCGUUCAUUACCGAAAACAUCUACCAGGGAUUGCGUGACUUUAUUCCCAAGUCUGCCGAGGGAGAGGAUGAUCGCUCGAUCCACUUUAUACCAUUCCCUGAUGUCAAGGAGGAAUACUUUGACAGUGUGAUUGAACGUCAAGUCAAGCGUAUGCAAUCGGUCAUCGAGUUGACUCGCACACUCCGGGAAAGGCAUAAUCGUGCUCUCAAGACUCCUCUAAAAGAAUUAUUGGUCUUCCAUCCUGACGAGGAGUACAUCAAAGACGUACAGUCACUCCAGCGAUACAUCGAAUCCGAGCUCAAUAUCCGCGAAAUUAUCUUUACCUCUGAUGAGGCACGUACUGGAGUCAAGUACCGCGCCGUUGCCGACUGGCCUGUACUCGGACGCAAACUGCGCAAAGACAUUGGCAAGGUCAAAGCCGGGCUACCUAAUUUAACCUCGGAUGCCGUCAAAUCAUACGUACAGACGGGUGCCAUUGAUGUAGCUGGAAUAUCGCUCGUGGCUGGCGACCUUGCUGUGCAACGAUACGUAGACCUACCGGACGACGGAACGUCGGCAACGAACACAGACAACGAUGUGGUCGUAGUGCUAGAUAUUCGUAUCCAUCCUGAGCUAGAGGGCGAAGGUCUAGCACGUGAACUCGUCAAUCGUGUGCAGAAACUCAGGAAGAAGGCCGGUCUGCAAGCGGUGGACGAGGUAGAUGUAUACUAUUCUUUCGCAAAUGGAGAGGGACAGGAUAUAUUGAAGGCAAUCGGCGAGCAAGAGGAGAUGAUCAAGAAGAGUAUCAAGGGCCUACCAAAGGACGUGACUGGUCGACCGAAAGGAGUCGCCGUACUGAUCGAGGAAGAGCAGGAGAUUGGGGAGACGAAGUUCGCGCUGUCGCUUGUGCGGAACUGA